Sorghum bicolor (sorghum) is the source of this 2575-nucleotide messenger RNA. RefSeq names its product low affinity sulfate transporter 3. The record is from RefSeq and is a predicted model, not a curated record. NCBI's taxonomy places the organism in Eukaryota, Viridiplantae, Streptophyta, Magnoliopsida, Poales, Poaceae. Bases 327 to 2309 code for a protein of 660 amino acids. Gene Ontology annotation, biological process: transmembrane transport. Gene Ontology annotation, cellular component: membrane. The transcript is spliced from 12 exons. Gene Ontology annotation, molecular function: secondary active sulfate transmembrane transporter activity.
UCCGGCAUCCACACACCCCUGCAAGUGAGCAUUUCCUCUCCCUCUCCGGGGCGGGGCUCAUCCAUGCACGGGGGCGGGAUGGGUGUCUUCUUCCUCUAACCGGCCGGCCUCUUGCCAAGAGAAUCAUAUCGCCGUCCAUGCAUAUAUGUGAUAUCCGUCUCCCAGGGCCGGUGAUGUUUACACGAGAGGAGGAAUUCUAGCCUGCCUCUUCCUCUGAUCGUUGUCAGCAAGAUUCUCCGUCCAACCGCCAGAACCAAAAUCCCUUUUAAAGCAAGGGAGCUCCCAGCUCCCGAGUUUCCCCAAACACUUCAUUUCAGCCUUCAGCUAUGGAGGCAUCAUCGGCAUCAGCGGUCGAGUCGACCGCCACCGUGUCCGUCUUCGAUGUAUCAUCCAACAAGCAGCGCCCAGACACGGCGAAGCUCGUGCUGAACAGCCCCAGCCCGCCGAGCCUGCGCGAGGAGCUCGUCGGCGUGGUCGGCAAGGCGUUCCGGCCACGGCCCCCCGGCGGCGGUGGCCGGGCGCCGCGCUGCCCGUGGAUCCUCACGGCGCUGCAGUGCGUGUUCCCGGUCCUGCAGUGGGGGAGGACCUACACCCUCAAGUCCUUCAGGAGUGACGUCAUGGCCGGCCUCACUCUUGCCAGCCUUGGCAUCCCUCAGAGCAUUGGAUAUGCCAACCUAGCCAAACUGGACCCUCAGUACGGUCUUUACACAAGUGUCGUGCCACCGCUGAUCUACGCUGUCAUGGGGACAUCGAGGGAGAUCGCCAUCGGCCCAGUCGCCGUCGUCUCGCUGCUGCUGUCGUCGAUGAUCCAGAAGGUCGUCGACCCGGCCGCCGACCCGGCAACCUACAGGUCGCUCGUCUUCACGGUGACUUUCCUCGCCGGCGUCUUCCAGGUCUCCUUCGGCCUCUUCAGGCUGGGGUUUCUCGUGGAUUUCCUGUCGCACGCUGCCAUCGUGGGGUUCAUGGGCGGGGCGGCCAUCGUGAUCGGACUGCAGCAGCUCAAGGGCCUGCUUGGGCUCAGCCAUUUCACCAACAGCACCGAUGUUGUUUCUGUCGUCAAGGCCGUCUGCUCUGCGCUACAUGACCCGUGGCACCCGGGCAACUUCCUCAUCGGAUGCUCCUUCCUUAUAUUCAUCCUCACCACACGCUUCAUCGGGAGGAGGUACAAGAAGCUGUUCUGGCUGUCAGCGAUUUCACCUCUGCUAUCGGUCAUCCUGUCCACCGCUGCAGUCUACGCAACAAGGGCCGACAAGCACGGCGUCAAGAUCAUCCAGAAGGUGCACGCAGGCUUAAACCCAAGUUCAGCCAAGCAGAUACACCUGAACGGGCCGCACGCCACGGAAUGUGCCAAGAUCGCCGUCAUCUGCGCAGUCAUCGCCCUCACGGAAGCUAUCGCCGUUGGGCGAUCUUUCGCCUCGGUAAGAGGGUACAAACUUGACGGCAACAAGGAGAUGCUGGCGAUGGGGUUCUCCAACGUUGCUGGAUCUCUGUCCUCGUGUUAUGUGGCAACAGGUUCAUUCUCCAGAACGGCAGUGAACUUCAGCGCGGGCGCCAGGUCGACUGUUUCGAACAUCGUCAUGUCCAUCACCGUGUUCGUUGCCUUGGAGUUGUUCAUGAAGCUCCUCUACUACACACCCAUGGCGGUGCUCGCCUCCAUCAUUCUAUCAGCUCUUCCGGGGCUGAUCGACAUCAAAGAAGCUUGCAACAUAUGGAAAAUAGACAAGAUGGAUUUCCUCAUCUGCCUUGGUGCAUUUGUUGGUGUCCUGUUUGGGUCGGUGGAGAUUGGGCUUGCAGUUGCACUUGCCAUUUCCUUCGCAAAGAUCAUCAUACAGUCAAUUCGACCUCAGGUAGAGGUUCUUGGCAGGCUACAAGGGACAAACAUCUUCUGCAGCGUCAGACAAUACCCUGUAGCUUGCCAAACUCCGACUGUGCUACCGAUACGCAUGGACACAUCCUUCCUCUGUUUCAUCAAUGCCACUUUCAUCAAAGAAAGGAUCAUAGAGUGGGUUCGGGAAGAAGUGGAGAACCCAAAUGGAAAAGCGAGAGAGAGGAUACAAGCAGUUGUCCUUGAUAUGUCAAGUGUGGUAAACAUCGACACUUCAGGACUCACUGCUCUGGAAGAAAUACACAAGGAGUUGGUGUCUCUUGGCAUACAGAUGGCUAUAGCCAGUCCAGGAUGGAAGGCAGUUCAGAAGAUGAAAGUGUCGCGGGUGGUCGACAGAGUAGGAGAAGAUUGGAUCUUCAUGACAGUAGGUGAAGCAGUGGAGGCCUGUCUAGCUGCUCAUAAGGGCACAGCUCUCGAAUGUUGAGCAUGCGCUUAAUUAGCACUCCACUAUUAGUACUGCUAAGGAUAAUCCCAUAAGCGAUGCGGCUUUGCAUCCUAUGAAGGUGUUACUGCAAAUGCUUACAAACAGAAAUGCAUGUUUGCACAUGAUGGUGACGAAGUACCUAUGAGAUAUGACUGAAGUGGUCGUGGUGGGAAACAAUCCUGCUGUGGGAAGAACAAUCCUUGAGCUUCACAAGACAUGUUUUGGUGCUAUCUUCAUGAUCUGUACUUGUACUUAGUUUUUCUUUU